Messenger RNA from Sander lucioperca (pikeperch), 4042 nucleotides. RefSeq names its product integrin, alpha 1 (gene itga1). Gene Ontology annotation, molecular function: integrin binding. Gene Ontology annotation, cellular component: integrin complex; external side of plasma membrane. Gene Ontology annotation, biological process: cell-matrix adhesion; cell adhesion mediated by integrin; cell-cell adhesion. The coding region runs from base 266 to 3823 and encodes 1185 amino acids. The transcript is spliced from 30 exons. NCBI's taxonomy places the organism in Eukaryota, Metazoa, Chordata, Actinopteri, Perciformes, Percidae. The record is from RefSeq and is a predicted model, not a curated record.
CUCCUCCUCCCUGUUUCUGUCUGUCCCGCUUUGACACGCAAUGGAACAGGGCUCAUCCCGAGUGGUGGAGUCAAUUUGAAACGGGACUUCAGACAGUUAAACUGUGGAUGCUGCAGCACAGGAAAUGCCUUGUGGACUCUUGUUAGUCAUCUAGCGAUUUCACUUCAUCUGGGGAUCUCUUGUUUCUCUGCACACAGAGCGUGAAAGGGAAGAAAGUUCGUGGGAUAGGCUAACUGAAGCUACAGGACAUCUAUAGUGCGCCGGGAUGCUCGGGAUAAGUCAUUUCACUUUGACAACAGCGGCAGUUGUUGUGCUGCUGCCAUGUGUGCUGUCCUUCAACGUGGACCAGAAAAAUGGUUUGUCGUUCAGCGGUCCACUGGAGGACAUGUUUGGCUACACUGUCCAGCAGUUUGAGAACAGCGAAGGGAAAUGGGUUUUGAUUGGAUCGCCGCUGUCGGGACAGCCAGCUAAACGGACAGGAGACGUCUACAAGUGUCCUGUGGGGAAGGGGGACAACACAUGUGUCAAACUGGAGUUGCCUAAAAACACAACAGUUCCCAACUUACAUGAAGUCAAGGAGAACAUGACCAUGGGAACCACGCUGGUGACCAAUCCCAACGGAGGAUUUCUGGCCUGUGGUCCUCAGUACGGCUACAUGUGCGGGCAGCAGCAGUACAUCUCAGGAGUUUGUGCGAACGUCAGCGAUUCCUUCCAGAUUCUCAACUCUGUGGCACCGGCCGUGCAAGAGUGUGCAAAGGAGUUGGACAUUGUCAUAGUUCUGGAUGGAUCUAACAGUAUCUACCCCUGGUCCAGUAUCAUCGAUUUUCUGGAACGUUUCAUUGAGAACAUUGUGAUCGGACCUAAACUCUCACAGGUGGGGAUAGUGUCCUAUGGUGAGACUGUGACUCACCGUGUCAACCUGAGCCAGUUUGACAACACUAAAAAUCUUCUGACAUUCGUUAAAGAACUUCCUCAGCAGACCGGCUUCAAGACCAUGACUUUCCUGGGCAUCGAUACUGCCAGGAAGGAGGCCUUCAUGCCGGAGCGUGGUGCACGACCUGGGGUGAAGAAAGUCAUGGUGAUUGUGACUGACGGAGAGUCACAUGACUUCUAUAAUCUGGACAAGGUCAUCAAAGACUGUGAAGAUGAUGACAUCGAGAGGUUUGGCAUUGCUGUUUUGGGAGACUACAAUCGUCAGAACAAAAGUGCAGAAGAAGUGCAAAAGUUUAUCAAGGAGAUUGCAGCCAUCUCCAGUAAGCCGCUAAAUGACCACUUCUUUAACGUGUCAGAUGAGGUGGCCUUGUUGACCAUUGUGGAUGCUUUGGGAAGCAAGAUUUUUGCCUUGGAAGCUACAACCGGCAAUUUCACCUCCUCCUUCGGGAUGGAGAUGUCCCAAGCUGGGUUUAGUGCACAUACUUCUAAAGAAGGUGUGUUACUGGGAGCAGUGGGAGCGUAUGACUGGAACGGGACAGUAGUCAUGCAUACUGCUGGAGGAACAAUCACUCCAGGGAAGACCCAGUUCUACGACCCAGGGACUGAGGCCGGGUACGAAGGACUUGCUGGGUACCUCGGCUAUGAUGUCCAGUCAGCAUCCACCCCUGAUGGAGUGCUGUACAUCACAGGUGCACCGCGGUAUAACCACACAGGCCGGGUUGUUAUCUAUCGUCUGAAUAAAGAGAACAACACAGUCAUUGUCGUUUCACAGAUACUGAAAGGAGAACAGAUUGGUUCCUACUUUGGCAGCGUCCUGCAGACUGUCGACGUGGAUGGUGAUUCCUACACGGAUCUCCUCUUGGUCGGAGCUCCAAUGUACAUGGGCACAGAAAGAAACGAGCAGGGACUAGUCUACGUCUACAAACUCAAGCAGGACGGCCAGUUUGAGCACGAGUUCACUUUAAAGCCAAUCAAUCAGUCCUGUUGUACUGCCCACUCAGCCAGCUGCACUAAUAAAAAUGAACCAUGUGGUGCCCGGUUUGGUACGGCCAUCGCAGCAGUAACAGAUCUCAAUCUUGACGGGUUUAAUGACGUGGCGAUUGGUGCACCUUUUGAGAACGACCACCGAGGGGCUGUCUACAUCUAUCACGGAGAUAAGACGUCACUGAAAGAGAAAUUUGUACAGCGUAUCCCUGCAGGUGGGGACGGUGAAAAGGUGAAAUUCUUUGGGCAGUCCAUACAUGGAGUCAUGGAUCUAAAUGGAGAUGGAAUCACUGAUGUAACCAUAGGAGGUCUGGGAGGUGCUUCCCUAUUCUGGUCCAGAGAUGUUGCAGAGCUCCGUGCCAACAUGACUUUUGACCCUUUUAAAAUCAACCUGCAGCAGACUCAGCAUCAGUGUGAACAUGGUGGACGCAAAUCUGUGUGUGUGACAACUGAGGUGUGUUUCGUCUACAGUAUCAAAUCUGACAAGCAGGACGUAAACACUUCUGCAGAGAUCCGCUACAAUCUGACCCUGGAUGCUCUGCGUGCAAAAGCCAGGGCCUCAUUUAUUUAUUUGGAUGAUAAAAGUGAUCGUAAAAUUACCAGGAACUUCACCAUCAAAGACAGAGAGAGAAAAUGUGUGCAAGAAACCUUCAUGAUGUCGGCCCGGCUUGACUUCCGAGACCCUCUCAUGGUAUCUUUAGAAUUUGGACUUGCUGAUGAAGACCAAGGCCCCGUCCUGGAUGAAAGCCUUCCCAGAUCCAUCAAUAAGACAAUUCCCCUAGUGGACUGUGGAAGGGAUGAGAAGUGCAUUGCUGACCUCUCUCUCAAAGCAGAGCCUAAUGUCAAAAGAAUGAUGAUCAAAGCAAACAAAGACAAGAUUGACGUGAACAUCAACGUUAGAAACAGCAAAGACAACGCAUACAACACAAAAGUUACCGUCAGUUUCACACCGAACAUUAACUAUGUUAAAGUAGAGCCAGAGAUGGCAUGCACUCUGAAUCACACAAAGGUGGAGUGUGCUGUUGGAUACCCCUUCUUGGGACGCAAUGUAGAGGAAAAUUUCAAAGUGAAAUUUGAGGUAAAUCCCAAACAUAUCCAGGAUGUAAUUCAGAUCAAUGUGACAGCUACAAGUGACAGUGAAGAGCUGGCCCUGCAUGACAACACAGUGCACAUCUCCAUCCCUGUGAAGUAUGAAGCUGGACUCAUAUUCUCAGUGCGGCCUGUGGAUCAACACGUCGAAGUAAAAGAGGGUGAACAGUAUUCCAGUGCAUUCAAUGACACCAGGAUGAUCGGAGAGGAGGUCAACAUCAGCUACAUGGUGGAGAAGUCAGGUGAUAUGGUGUUUCCUCCUCUUGACCUUACAGUAAAGUAUCCUGACCUGUCGCCUCGGCAGAACAACUUACUUUACCUAACACAUGUCACCACCAGCCCACAGGUGAAAUGUGACGCAGAACGUUGGAUCAACCCUCAUAAAAUUAACCCAAAUACUAUAAUUCCCAAUACAAAGAAAGAAACUCUCAGUGUCUUUCUGCUGAGCUGUGAAAACCUCAACUGUGCAUCAUUUAGCUGCUCCAUCCCUGAAGCUACGAUCAGUCAGGUCAACGUUACAUUCAGAGUGUGGAAACCUACGUUCAUCAAGGGCGAGUUUACCAGCCUGUACAUGUUGGUGAAUGCCACGCUGGGGAUCAAAAACACAGACCUGUUUGAACUGAGCAGCAGCGACAGGACCAGAAGUGUGAAGAUCCAGGUUUCGAAAGAGAGCUUAGGAGGAAUCCCUAUUUGGAUCAUCAUCAUCAGCAUCCUGAUAGGACUCCUGAUCUUAGCACUUGUGAUCUUCGCUCUCUGGAAGAUGGGCUUCUUCAAGAGAAAAAACAGGGACUACUCAAAGGAGGAAAUGAUGGACUGAGGUAUCCAGACAUCCAGCAGCAAGCAGCUAUGUGACCGACUGCUUCCAGAGCCAUCAGGUCGCACAAAGUGACGGGCAGACUUUUAAACAGAUAGUCGGACAGAUGGAGGAGACGUCAUAAAACCCACAGACACCUCAGUGCUACAACACAGUGGCGAAAACUCCUGUGCAGACCUGGGUCAAAUAAUGUUUGCAAAUACUUCCCAAACCUUGUCUUUU